Messenger RNA from Danaus chrysippus (African queen), 3501 nucleotides. The record is from the annotation of a GenBank genome assembly. Lineage: Eukaryota; Metazoa; Arthropoda; Insecta; Lepidoptera; Nymphalidae.
AUGGACGACGUCGAGAAUGAAAAUGAGUUCAAUAGAAACAAGGGGCGAAGUCCCUCUCCAGGGGUAAAAUCCACAGCGGUAGUGAAGUACACAGCAUUCCAGACGCCUGCUAGUUAUGCCAGGUUACAAUGCAAUACUGACAUCAAUCUUCCACCCUCAAACUGGGGCGGUAUAGACACUUACGGUUUGAAGCAGAUACUCACAAGAGAUUCGGGACUUUCAAGCUUCAGAAUGGCCCAUAUGUUUCCCGAUUGUGUCGGAGAGGUGGAUGUUAUAUCAGAUGCGGAUUGUAUUAAGAACCUUCUCAAAUUACCUUACCAACCCAAUGGAACUGUUAGUAUGAUGGUGCAUAGAGUUGAAAAUACUUUGCUGUUGGAUGAUUUUGAUGUUUACGAAUACCUCAUGAAGUCCGAGUGGUCAUGGUUAAAGGAUUUCUUCUACGAAAAUGUAUUGAAGACUAUGUCAGAAAAGGAGCGCAUGUCUUUGACUUCAUCAUCCAGUACAAGCGCUCUCCAACUGACUCACAAGUUCCUGUCUCACAGCGUGGUGGCGCCACCUCUGCCGGCUAGCCAGCCUUGCCAACCUAUAUGUUUACCAGGACCAUUUCUCCCGGAACCGGAAACUCGUCCCGAAGAACCAGCUAAAGAACAGAGUUUCAAUAGAAAUGUGCUUUGGACGUUCGAAGACAUACAUAUGUUGAUAGGAAGUAACUUGCCUAUAUUUGGCGAUAAAGACAGACCUUGCGUUAGUUUACGUUUACGAGACGCGAGGGAACCAAUAAACGUACUAACAGGCAUUGAUUAUUGGCUCGAUAACCUUAUGUGCAACGUCCCAGAAGUCCUAAUGUGCUAUCAUUUAGACGGAAUCGUACAGAAAUACGAACCAAUGAAAACAGAAGAUCUACCGCACAUGGAAAACUCGAAAUUCUCACCGAAAGUUAUAAGAAAUGUGGCUCAAAAUAUACUAUCUUUCUUAAAAUCUAACGCAACUAAGGCGGGGCAUACAUACUGGUUGUUCAAAGGACCUCACGAUGAUGUGGUAAAAUUAUAUGACCUCACAAUGUUAUGUCCUGAUGAUAUGGAUAAUCCAUUCACUACUCCGGUAGCCAUGCUUUUAUAUCGAGUAGCAAGAAAUAUGAGGAUGAUGAAUAGAUCCAAACAUGUACGACAAUUAUUAGAACAUGUUAUUAAACUACUAGGACCGGAGAGAUAUCCUCAAAUAGUAGCGUCAUCACAUUAUAUGUUAGCUGAUUUGUAUGUACCGGCCACUACUAAUCCAGCGCAUCCAGAUUUUAAAGACGAGAGUUCGGAUUCUGAAGAAGAAACUGAGUUCGGUAACUACGCGGAGUGUCCCUCGGACGAUAGAGACAGACGGACGGGCGAAGAAGAUAUUGUACGAGAUGUUACUCAUGACGAUAAGUGUGAGGGAGAUGGAAAUAUAAACCGUAGUGAGUGCGAGCAGGACGGCGAUAGUUCUGGUGAACUCACGCUUCGAGUGAGGGGUCUGGCUUUAAGAGACAUCGGUGACAGACAGACACACGAUACUGCGAAGAAAACUAAAAGAUCUACAACAGGGCUGGGAAUCGAACCCGCUUCAAGAUGUGGACGAGCGUUGAAACACGCUCUCACUGGAUUGAAGGCGCUCCAUCAUUUGACUAUAGAUAAGUCUAUGGAAGAGGAAAGAGAACGUUUAAGACAGCAAAAGAUAAAUGAAGAACAACAUCCAAAAAUGGCGAAUCCUUAUGAACCUAUCAAAAUGGGUUAUAAAACGUCCAAAAUAAAAGAAAAAGAGCAUACAUCGAGAAGCAGACGACGAAGAACAAGGAAAACCUCAACAAAUUACAUAGAAACUAACACAAAUAUAGACAAAAACGCGAUAUUAGUAAGAAAAGACAAUACAAUAACAUUACAAGAACCGAACAGAAAUGACAAUUUCGCUUGGAAAUUACACUUGAAGACUCUAUUGUAUGAAAAGAUAUGUCUGGCUUACGCGACACUCGCAGAAUACAGCUAUUCACACGAGCAGUACGGAUUCUCGCUCAAAUAUAUAGAUUUAGCCAGUAAAUGCCAGAAAUUAUUGAGCAACAUGAUCAUUAAGAGUCGCGUGGUUGACGCUAGCUGUCUUAUAGGCAGGGUUGGUGAUAAUUACUUCCAACUAAGUAAACAUUGGGCCAGUUUAGAGCAAUAUAGGAAACAGUUUGAAAUGGACCACGAAAUAGACAGAGAUAUAAGAAAUGAGAUAGAAAAUGACAUGACUGAGGAAAUGGAAGGAGUGGGGGGAGAUGAGUUUGAAUUAGAUAUCACAUUGCCGUCUACAGAGCGCUCGUCUAUGUUAUCCGCGUGCGAGUACUACCGGCGGGCGGCGUUAGUAUCAGACCGACUCAAAACAGACGAACUACUCCGAAGACGUGCUUCAGUGUGUAACGAACUGGCUGUUAGAUGUAUGAGUGACGCGCAACAGAUAUAUAUGUCAUCAUUGGAUUCUUCUGACACAUUACCGGAUGAAUUUCAUCAGCUUUCCAAAAAAGCUGCGGGAUAUUUAGACGAAGCGACGGAAAUAUUUCAACAUGUUAACGACGUUCCCAACUUGGCCUUGUUAUACUGUAAUAAGGCUAGAUACAUGAGAUUCAAAGUGCACUGCGAUAAAGGAGUAUUUGAUGAUGAGAAACGGCGUACAUAUAACUCAGCGGAGGAGCUGUACAGCCAAGCUCUCAAGCUGGUUGGGAGUCGCGAGCAAGCUGUUAGGGAGCUUGUUAGCUGGGAGCUGUCUUGUCAUCUGUACACGCGAGCUGUGCUAUUACAAGAUCAUCCUGAGAUAUAUGCUAGUGAUGUAACGGAAGUGGCGGAAGCCUUCAAGAACGCGUUGAAGCACUGCCUACUGAGUCCGGGCCCGCGACAGUAUCUGUAUCAGUUUAGAGCGGCCAUGAUCUACCACCGGCUGGGAUCGCUCUACCACUCACAGUAUAGGAAAAGUCAAGACCCGUCUGUCCGUCGUCGUAUGUUAUCAGCUACGUGUUCUCACUAUGAAAAGGCGGCGCUUCAAUUCGCUUCGCUUGAAGACCCAGCAAUGUACCUGACAGCAAGACUUGAACAUGUAGCGGCAUUAGAGGCACAUGCUGCAGUGUCACCAAAUCUGAAGUUGAAGUCGCUUCAAAACGCGAUAGAUUUACUGCGUCAGUGUCAUUCAAUAAUGAAGCUCCUAAAAGAUAGAGAUCCGGACGAAAAGAUAGAAAAAGAUAAACCGGAUGGUGAUGAAAAAAGUCUGAAAAACGAGCAUAGCUUAUUAAGCUUAUAUGAAAAUAGACUACAUUAUAUACUAAAAAGUAUAAUUCAGUAUUGUAGGUCGAAAUCAAAUAAAGAUUACGAAAAGAUAACAGAUAUGUACAAGAAGUUAUACAGCGUAUCUUUAAAGAUAAAGAAAGAUGAUGAUAUUAGACUUUACGCGGCUAGUGUAUGUGAAGUACUCACUUCUAUGGAUAGUAUUAUAAGCCAGUUUCAAUAG